Paramisgurnus dabryanus is the source of this 3265-nucleotide messenger RNA. Its product is annotated as E3 ubiquitin-protein ligase TRIM17-like. Gene Ontology annotation, molecular function: protein binding; zinc ion binding. The record is from RefSeq and is a predicted model, not a curated record. Lineage: Eukaryota; Metazoa; Chordata; Actinopteri; Cypriniformes; Cobitidae.
GUGCUUGGCGGGAAACUAGACCGCCUCUUUUCAGUUCGCUUCGUAGACUUCAGAGGCUGCAGCCUUCAAAUACCGACUCUUGCCUUAAAUUCCUCCGAGGGAUCCACCAACAACAUGGCAAAGCGCUAUCGGUUUCCGGGUCGUAUGUAGGAGCAAGGAAGCAUAUUGAGAAACACCCUACUAGGAAACAUUUUGAAGUGUUACGAUACGUGUGUCGUCUUGUUAGCUUUAAACUCAGUCAUGGAUUCUCUGGAUAAAGAGCUAAUCUGUGCAGUUUGUCAGGAUAUAUUUGAAGAACCUGUAACUUUACCGUGUGGUCACAAUUACUGCGAGCGGUGUGUCCACGACCUGAAGAGAUCCCUGAGAGAAACCGAUGAUGAUGAGCGCGCGAGGACUCGCUAUUACACGUGCCCUCUGUGUUUGUCUCCGUGCGACUCGAGAGUGGAGCUCAAGAAAAACACCGUGCUCAGUAACAUCAUUGAAAAAUACCAGAGUAAGAAAGAGACGGGUAUCGAGUGCAGCGUGUGUAAGGGUGAACAGAAACUGGCAGCGGAGAAAGUCUGCAUUAAAUGCGACGAGUAUUACUGCACUGUGCACGUGAUGCCUCAUCUGGAGAAUAACACACUGCGAGAGCACGUGCUGAUCGAUCCAGUGGCUAACACCAGCAGACUGUGUAAAGUACAUGGGAAAGAGCUGGAGUUAUUCUGUACGACUGACAGCACUGCUCUGUGUGUGUACUGCAUGUUGCCAUCAGAAGCCAAACAUCUGCAGGGUCACAAUGUGGUCAAACUCUCUGACUCCAUGGAUAGUUUUAAGGAGGAGUGUCAAGUUAAACUUGACUGUAUUAAAGCUAACCUGUCUAAAGUUCAAGAUGGACUUUCCAUACUAGACGAACAGUCAUCUGCCACUAAGGAGGAGAUUGAGAAUCAGCAGGAAGAAAGCACAAAGGUCUUGAGCAGGAUGAGGCUUUUCUUAAGUUUUGAAGAGAAAGCCUGGCAGAAGCGUUUCUCGGUGGACCUGGUACAGGAGGGCCAAAGCGUGAGACAGAAAGCAGAGAGAAUGAACAGGUUGAGAAGUAGGUUACUACAGGCACAUGAAACCUUGGGUCAGGCCCAAAACUUUCACGACCCUUUGAUUCUACUGCAGACUUUAAAAAACACAGACUGGACUGAUUUAUUUGAUGAAAAAACUUGUGAAAAUCAGAUCUCAGAGACAAUUGAGUGGAAUCAUGCAAAACCCACAGCUCUGUCAAAGAUUUCCCCAUUGCUCCAGUCCAUCCGCAAGACAUUUGCUGGGGAUGAUAUUGUGUUCAACUCUUCAUCAGCACAUCACAGACUCAAGUUUAACCAAGAGCGCAACACCGUGUGGCUGACAGAUGAUGAUGGACUUUCUUCUGCCUCUUUGUCCUCUGAAGAUUUUUACUGUGUGAUGGGUGAAGCUUCAUUCUGCCGUGGCAUCCACUACUGGGAGGUUGAUGUGACUUCUGUCCACUCUUGGGCUGUUGGAGUGUCAUACAGAUGUCAGCGGGACUGUUCUGGUCUUGGCAGGAAUGAUCUGUCCUGGGCUUUACACUACAGUAGGGACCGCAGGCAGUUUUGUGCCCACCACGAUUGGCUUCAGUUCAGCUUCUCAGACUCUGGCCUCCCCGCACGAGUGGGUGUUUAUUUGGAUAUGGAUAGUGGUUUCCUGUCUUUCUAUGAUGCUGUUAGUAUCAAGCACCUUUACACUUUUUAUUGCGACUUUCAAGCUCCAGUGUUUCCUGCUUUCUGUCUGAGUUUGAGGAAUGCAGCAGGAGCUUCACAGCAGAUGAAAAUAAUAAACCCCAUGUCAAAUAAAAGACUAGGGAUGCUUUGAUCAGGAUUUUGCAGCCAAUACCGUGUACCGAUGUCUUGUGGUCAUGAUGACCAUCAAUACAGUAUAACUUUACAACAUGUUAUUGAUUAUUUUUUUAGAUUUUGUCAUUUUUCCUGCAGGUUAGUUAUGUUAACAGUUACAAAGAACAUUAUCACCUAUUAUACUACUCGCUUGAUACUCGAUUCUUAUUGGUCAAUCGCACCAUCUAGUGGCAUCUGCCGCUUAUCUUGGUAAGUGAUACAGUGGGGAAAAUACGUAUUGAAUAGUUUAAAAAAAAAUUCAGUACAUAUAUUUCCAAUGAGGUUAUUCACAUGAAAUUUUCACCAGACAUCAGUAUUAACUCAAAAAUCCACAAAUAUAAAGAUUCACAACAUUAAAGGGAUAUUUCGGCCAAAAUGUUUUAUGAAAAGUUUGGUUCCAAAACGCAAUAAAUCCAUUUUGACUAAUUUGGGUUUUCUAUACCAAGAAAGUGACCAGAUGAAAACCACUAUUUUCUGUUACAAACUUUCACUUAGCAUCUUUAGGUUAUAAAAACAUAAAAAAAUCAAAUCAAUAAUUUGAUUUUCAAAGAUUUAUUAUAAAAACAGAUUUUUUUCAAAAUGCUAUAAAUCUAUUGAAUGAAUAUAUAAAUGUGCAUUCAUCUUUGUCAUGUUAUAUUCAUUUAGUUGACUAGUGUUAUACACUGAUAAAAAAUAAACAUUAAUGGCAUUAAUCAAAACACUUACUUUGUCAUAUUAAGAACACUGUCAUUGCUGCGGUCAUUCUUGGGACGUCAUCGCUGAACUUUUUUUGACAGCGAUCAGCUGUAAAAUGUUUUGGUCUUGCUUGAUUUUCGUUGACUUGGAGUAAAAUAAUGGAAAGUUUUUCAUAAGAUCCUCUGGGGUCAAUGUGUUAGAAUGACAGAAGCUUGAUGCUGUCGGGAGAACAAGCAACAGCCGGCAUUUUUCUGUCUCUCGAGUGCCUCUCACGUAAAUUAUAAGAUGUUGAUGGCUGACGUUUCUUCCCCACCACAGAAAACCACCAAAGAUUUAUCAAUGUCAUCAAAAUUAUUAUUUUGUUUUUGUUUGUUUGUUGAUCACAAAGUAGAUGAGGAAAACUAGGAUUCUGUGUGUAUUCAAAGUGCGCCAUUGUUGUUCACAAUGUGUGGAAUGAUGCGCUGUGAUUGGUUAAGUGUUUAUCACGUUUUGGGAAAAAGGGAGAAAAGAUGACCAAAUAACACGGCGAAUAUUGGAUUUUGCGUAAAAUGAAUUUACUUUUUAAUAUUGAAUACAAUACUGGGCCGGGUUUCCCAAAAGCAUCGUAAGGCUAAGUAGAUCGUAAAAACGAUCGUACGAAUCAUCUUAGAAUUACGGGCCAUUUCCCAAAAGCGUCGUAACUUAAGUAGCACUUGAAAAUCAUCGUAGAUCUACGA